UUGAACCGUGUGGCGGUCUCAGUGUUGCCUGUGCGCUGCUGACGAGCGCACGUGUGCGUCCCUACUGGUCCAGCGGGUGUCAGUGGAAGUUGCGGCACGCGUGAGACAUGAUCAGCACACACAUUCACUGCCAGUGCGCUUGGUUCGACGUCCGGGUCGAACUGUUUCUUGAGUCGAGAGGUUUCGCCGGCAGGGUUACUGGAUACUAGGUUGAGCCCGUCUGCCUGCGCCAUGCAAAGUGUUGGGUACGUGUGGUGUAUGGCCGCCCCGGCCAGCUCUCCCCGCGCGCGGAACAGCCAGUAGUAUGGCCGACAUGGCCACUUCCUUACUGCUCUUACUUUCUGGGUGUUUCUUGUCAGUAACCGUGAAGUGUGUAAUUCUGACAGUGACAGUAGCAAGGAAGUUUCUAGAGCCUCGGGUUGGCGGCCUUACGUUUUACUUAAAGACAAGCUGUGGUGCUGUACUUCAGGGAAAGCAAUGGAUUGCAGCGCCUCUAAUGGUGGUAGCCGAAUUUACUGGUGGACCAGCUUUCCUGCUACGGAGUGUAGGCUCAGUAAAACAGUUGAUUCUGCGUCUGCCAUCAGCAAGUCCUGUCGAAGUCAUGAGCCUCUUGUGUGAGAGGAUACGCAAGGUUCGUCGUGGUAGAGUGGCUGUUACGGUCCUGGUUCUGGUGGUCCUAGUAUCGCCCUCGGUGGAAGGGAGGAACGCAACAGGACGAAGAGUGGUGCGCCUGGCAGUUAUAGCGCCCGCGGAUCGCGAGCACGAGCAGUCCCUGUAUCGAGUGUUGCCCGCCGUGCAGCUGGCGGUCCGCAAAGUGUCCGACCCGAUCACCGGGACUCUUCCUGGUUGGGAGAUCCUUGUGGAUCACCGGGACUCGCGGUGCUCGUCUACAUUUGGACCCCUUGCCGCUUUCGAGUUCUACAUAAAUCGGAGCGCAGAUGCUUUCCUGGGUCCCGUGUGCGACUAUGUCAUUGCCCCCGUGGCGCGCUACGCCGGAGAGUGGGGCAUCCCCGUACUGACGGCCGGCGCCCAAGCGGACGCGUUCCGCCACAAGCCGCUUUCGUACCCAACCCUGACGCGGAUGAUGGGCUCCUACCGACUUGUUGGCGAGGCCCUGCGUCACAUCCUGCACGUGUUCGGCUGGCAGGUGGCAGGCUUGCUGUACCACAACCACGGGGUCGGCUCGCCCCGCGGCAACUCCAUGUGCCACUUCACGCUGGGAGCCGUCUUCACUGCCCUGAACCAGACGCCCGCACACCGCAGCUUCAAUGAGGACACCGCCACUCCGGAGGAGUACCGGCAACUCCUACAGUUCGUGUCGAGGAGUGCUCGAAUUGUGGUGGUGUGCGCCAACCCCAGCACGGUGCGGGAGAUCCUAUUGGCCGCUGAAGAACUCAACAUGGUGGACAGUGGAGAAUAUGUGUUCUUCAACAUAGAACUCUUCAGCAGUAGCGAGAGCAGCAUGCGACCGUGGGAAGUGAUCGGCGACCCUCCGCAACGCAACGAGAGAGCCAAGAAGGCCUACAGCGCCCUGCUGACGGUGACCGCCGCGACGCCGGACAACAAGGAGUACCGCACGUUCUCGGAAGAGGUGAAGCGUCUGGCAGAAGACAAGUACAACCAGACUUUCAGCAACGAGUCCGUAUCCACGUUCGUAACGGCGUUCUAUGACGCGGUGCUGCUGUACUCCCUGGCCCUGAACGAGACCCUGAACGACGGGGGCUCGGAGCUCGACGGCAGGGACAUCACGAAGCGCAUGUGGAACAGAACCUUCAAAGGACUGGCCGGUCAAGUCAACAUCGAUACAAAUGGAGACCGCAUUGCCGACUAUUCCUUGCUGGAUAUGGACCCUGUGACCAACACGUUCCACACUGUGGCUAACUACAUUGGGGCCACCCGGACCCUAGAGUAUAUUCCGGAAACGAAGAUAUACUGGGCAGGGGGCCGAACCGAUCCCCCACCUGACACACCCACGUGUGGUUUCGACAACUCCCUGUGCCCCGACAAUUCCCUCCCAGGAUACGCCAUUCUCAGUAUAGUGCUCAGCUCUGUGGUCGUGUUUCUGGUCAUUGCGUCUGUGUUCAUUUACCGACACUACAAGCUUGAGGCGGCCAUCGCUUCCAUGAGCUGGCGUGUGCAGUGGCCCGACAUCGUAGUGAUGCCCGCAGGCAAGGCCAGAGGAAGCAUGUACAGCCUCGCGAAGAGAGGCAGCCAAGCGUCAAUUGUCUCCGAGGACGCGCUGAGCAUCGGGGACGGAACCCGGCAAGUAUUCGUGCCGACCGGCUUCUACAGGGGGACAAAAGUUGCUAUCAAGACAGUUGCCAAACCGAGGAUCGAGCUGACGCGACCUCUGCUGCUGGAAUUCAAACGGAUGCGGGACCUGCACCAUGAUCAUCUUGUCCGCUUUCUGGGGGCCUGUAUUGAUCCACCACACGCAUGUCUGCUGACAGAAUAUUGCCCUAAAGGAAGCCUUCAGGACAUCUUGGAGAAUGAGCAGUUCAAACUUGACUGGAUGUUCCGAUACAGUCUGAUGCAUGAUAUUGUGAAGGGCAUGAGUUAUUUACAUAGCAGUGAUGUCCGGUCCCAUGGCUCACUGAAGUCGUCCAACUGUGUUGUGGACAGUCGUUUUGUUCUCAAGAUCACAGACUUCGGCCUGCACAGCCUCCGUGCUUCUGGAGAAGAUGCUGAUGACAAGGACUCUUAUGCCUACUGGCACAAGCAGCUAUGGACAGCUCCUGAGUUGCUUCGCAUGGGACCACAGAGGCCUCCAGAAGGCACCCAGAAGGGGGAUGUGUAUUCUUUUGCGAUCAUCGUUCAUGAGAUCAUCACACGACAGGGGCCAUUUUACUUGCACAACAUGGAUCUCACACCCAGAGAGAUCGUGGAGAAUGUGAAGAAUGGGCAGAAGGUGAGUUUCCGGCCCUCAGUGGACGAGCUGACGUGCGAGGAGGAAGUCGUGAACCUGAUGAAGCGCUGCUGGACCGAGGAGGCGGCCGACCGUCCUGACUUCCACGCGCUCAAAACGGCCGUCAGGAAGAUCAACAGUGACUAUGAGAGUGGCAACAUCCUGGACAACCUGCUAUCACGCAUGGAGCAGUACGCCAAUAACCUGGAGGCUCUCGUCGAGGAACGAACCUCGGAUUAUCUAGAAGAAAAGCGCAAAUGUGAGGAGCUUCUGUAUCAGCUGCUUCCAAAGUCAGUGGCGAGUCAGCUGAUCCUCGGACAGUCCGUCAUCGCGGAGACAUAUGACAGCGUGACCAUCUACUUCAGUGACAUUGUCGGCUUCACGGCCCUGUCUGCAGAGAGCACUCCGCUACAGGUGGUGGAUCUUUUGAAUGACCUGUAUUCCUGCUUCGACUCCAUUAUUGAAAACUUCGACGUGUACAAGGUUGAGACCAUAGGAGACGCUUACAUGGUGGUGUCCGGGCUUCCCGUCCGGAACGAGACGUUACACGCCAGGGAAAUUGCCCGCAUGUCUCUGGCUCUGCUGUCAGCAGUCCGUGGGUUCACGAUCCGACACAGGCCUUCAGACCAGCUUAAACUACGUAUCGGAAUGCACACAGGGCCCUGUGUGGCGGGCGUGGUCGGCCGCAAGAUGCCCCGGUACUGCCUGUUCGGAGACACGGUCAACACGGCAUCGCGCAUGGAAUCCAAUGGCCUACCCCUUAAAAUCCAUGUGAGCCCUAAAACAAAAGCUGUCUUGGAUACGUUCGGGUCAUUUGAACUGGAACUCCGGGGCGAAGUGGAGAUGAAGGGAAAGGGAAAGGUCACGACGUACUGGCUCAUUGGCGAGAAGCCGGAUGUUGCGAACGUUUCCAGCACAGCCGUUGCUAUGACAACGGCCAACAGUAAGAACUGUGUCAGCAGCUCUCCGCCGGCCGUCAUCGCGACAGCGGAAGCCGCUCCAGUAUAUUCCGUGUCUUUCUCGUCACUUCCGGUGACGGGCAGCAGAAGCAACGGCGCUGCAGCAGCCAUCAACACGGUGACCCCAAGUAAAGCCAGUUCAAACCGAAGCAGGAGCACAUCGGCGGUUGCGCAGACAGCCCAGGGAGGCUCACCGAAGACAAACAGUAUCACCAGCAGGGGCAAGACAGUCUCUAGUAAGACGAACAAUGUUGCUUCAGCGACUCCCUCCAGAAGUAACAAUGUAAGUAUGAGCAAUAGUGUAGCUCACUCGCCGAGUUUGACGUCAACUAAAAACAAUACUAUGACGCCGACGCCGAGCGUCACGACACCAUUGCUUUCUAAGGACAUCAAUGCGUAGAACUCAAGUUUUAGAUGCCUUAAAUUGUUGGUGGUGUGAUUUGACGUGUAAAUACAUACUUAAUGUUGUAAAAUAUAGCAUAUCCUUGUGCCAUCACCAUGUAAACAUAGACAAGUAUUUUAAUUUAGAUCAAGAAUCGUAACAAGAGCGAGUGCAUCGGAAGCAAACAGAGGCCCUCCCAACAUGUGUGGCCUGUUUACAUAAUUGAAACUUACACCACAAAGAAGUGCUUCCUCUGAGAAUCACGGGAAGUGAAUUUGGUGACACAAAAUAUAAACGGGACAGCUGUGCGCUUGCGCAUAUUCAGUACGAAUUUACAGAAUUAUAAAACGUGAACAUCUAUGACUUAAGGGAAGAGAGUGUUUGGAAGACCUAGGUUUCGAUGGAAGUACACUAUUGAUAUUGUUCUCAAGAGAAUAUAGUGUGAGGUGCAUACUGGAUUCAUCUGGCUCACAAAGUGAGGGCUGUUGUGAACAUGGUAAUAAGUACUAGGGUUCUAUAAGAAGAGGAAUAUUCGUUAACCAGCUGAACUCCUGUUAAUUUUACGUGACCUAAGCUGGUUUGAAGAUUCAGACGAGCUGUGACUCGGAGUGACACAACAGAUCUGCAUCAGGAAGGUAGUUCAUCUACUACUGAAGGAAACCAACAUCAGGACUGUAAUAGUUAUUUGUAAGGGAUUUGUUUUCAGGGAAAAUCUCUAAUGGAUAUUACCUGAAAUACAAGAUUUCCUCUGUUUCCAAUAAUAAUUUCAGGUAAGUUCUUGUUUGAUUGCCAAAUCCUACACAAAAUGCAAUCAUAUCUGUAUUUUGAUGUUGCCAACAUAAAGCGACAAAACCAAUACUGUUACUUCAGUCCAUCUGUGUUAUAAAUUGAAGGUGUCAUAUAAAAUUAGCAAAUAGAGUUACUGCAAAAAUAUUAAAAUACGAAUUAAACUACUGAUUUAAUUUCA
Messenger RNA from Cryptotermes secundus, 5213 nucleotides. Its product is annotated as atrial natriuretic peptide receptor 1. Lineage: Eukaryota; Metazoa; Arthropoda; Insecta; Blattodea; Kalotermitidae. The record is from RefSeq and is a predicted model, not a curated record. Gene Ontology annotation, molecular function: protein kinase activity; peptide receptor activity; guanylate cyclase activity. The coding region runs from base 305 to 4264 and encodes 1319 amino acids. Gene Ontology annotation, cellular component: membrane. Gene Ontology annotation, biological process: protein phosphorylation; receptor guanylyl cyclase signaling pathway; cGMP biosynthetic process. The transcript has 22 exons.